Hordeum vulgare subsp. vulgare (domesticated barley) is the source of this 2023-nucleotide messenger RNA. RefSeq names its product cytochrome P450 94B3-like. The transcript has a single exon. Gene Ontology annotation, molecular function: iron ion binding; oxidoreductase activity, acting on paired donors, with incorporation or reduction of molecular oxygen; heme binding. NCBI's taxonomy places the organism in Eukaryota, Viridiplantae, Streptophyta, Magnoliopsida, Poales, Poaceae. The record is from RefSeq and is a predicted model, not a curated record. The coding region runs from base 96 to 1790 and encodes 564 amino acids.
AAUUUCAUUGCAUCGUCGCAUCAAUGUGAUACAGCGGCACGAGUUUGCCCUCUCCUACAUAACUAAUACUCCCUCCGCCCCAUAAUAUAAAGAGCAUGGACGGAGGGAGUAGAUACACACAGUCCAACACGGAAGAUAAAUGGUUAUACUAUAACAUCAAAGAUGCAACAACUCUACUACUUCAGAAUCCCCUUUCUUGUGCUAAGUGCCAAGCACCCAAUUCAUUCCUACAGUUUGAACUUGGCAGGCCUGAGAUCUCGCUCCCCAUGGAGCUUUCGUUGACCUCGGCUCUGCUCCUCCUGCUCCUACCUCUACUCUGCAUCCUCCGCCUACGUCGGGACACCAGGAGGCAACCGCACGCCGACGGCCUCAAGGCCUACCCCAUCAUCGGCACGCUCCCACACUUCGUCAAGAACCAGGACUGCCUCGUCGAGUGGUCGGCCGGCGUCGUCGCUCGUUGCCCCACGCACACCAUGGUCUUCGACUUCAAGAGCCUUGGCCUCGUGGCCGGCGCCAUCACCGCAAACCCAGCCAAUGUGGAAUACAUCGUCAAGACCAACUUCCAGAACUACCCCAAGGGUGAGUUCGUGGUGUCUACCAUGGCGGACUUCCUCGGCCACGGCAUCUUCAACUCCGACGGCGACCAAUGGCUCUCGCAGCGCAAGGCCGCCAGCUACGAGUUCAGCAAGCGGUCGCUGAGGAACUUCAUUGUCAGCACUGUCCGGUUCGAGGUCGUCGAGCGGCUGCUGCCGCUGCUCUCCCGGGCAGAGCUAGAAGGCCUGACGCUGGACAUGCAGGACGUUCUCGAGCGCUUCGCGUUCGACAACAUUUGCUGCGUUGCCUUUGACGAGGACCCGGCGUGCCUCACCGACGAUGGCCUGGGGGUGAAUGGGCGUGCGGAGUUCAUGCAUGCCUUGGACGACGCGCAGAUCAUGGUCAUGGCCCGGUUCAUGUCGCCGGUCAAGUGGGCAUGGCGGGUCAAGAAGCUACUCAACAUGGGACCGGAGAGGCGGAUGAGCAAGGCGCUCGCCACGAUCCACGGCUACGUCGACAGAAUCAUCCGUGACCGCAGCGAGAGGGGAGCGGCCGGGCUGGCACGCAAGGACGACUUCCUCUCACGAUUCGUCUCCAGCGGCGAGCACAGCGACGAGAGCCUUCGUGAUGUGGUCACCAGCUUCAUCAUAGCCGGGAGGGACACGACCUCGUCGGCGCUCACUUGGUUCUUCUGGCUCGUGUCCCGCCGGCACGAGGUGGAGGACAAGAUUGUGCGCGAGAUAUGCGCGGUGCGAGCAUCCAGUGGGAGUGCGGAUGCAGCCUUCAACUUGGACGAGCUGCGCGAGAUGCACUACCUGCACGCAGCGGUCACGGAGUCUAUGCGGCUAUACCCGCCCGUGGCCAUGGACUCGCGUUGCUGCCAGCACGACGACGUCCUGCCCGAUGGCACGUUUGUCGGCAAAGGUUGGCAGGUCUCCUACAGCGCAUAUGCCAUGGCGCGGUUGGAGGAGAUAUGGGGCGAGGACUGUACAGAGUACCGGCCAGAGCGGUGGCUGGAUGAGGAGGGUGCGUUCCGGCCAGAGAGCUCGUUUAAGUACCCGGUCUUCCAUGCCGGGCCGAGGAUGUGCCUCGGCAAGGAGAUGGCUUACAUACAGAUGAAGUCCAUCGCCGCCUGCGUGUUGGAAAAGUUCAGCUUCCAGUUCGUCCGAGGCGAGAGCCGGCCAGGGCUUGUGUUCUCCGUGACCUUGCGGAUGGAGGGCGGCUUGCCGAUGCAAGUGAAGAAGAGGGGGCACUGAACAGCUAGGCAUGUUCCCUUUGCCUACAGGUUGCUCCUCCCUCUUGCCUACUGGUCUUAGUUCUACAUAAUCAGGUUCUAGCUUGUCUUGAGGUACCAUGGAUUCAGGCACUCCACAUCUUCACUAGAUGACUCAACGAAGAGCAAGCAGGUACUGGUACUAAAUAUGUAUUUAGAGACCAUAAAAGUGUGUGUUGUUUUGCAUUAGUUUAAUCCACUCAACUGUAUUGUAAA